UAUAAAAUAACAAAAUAAUAUUAGCUCAACUUCAAGCAGCGGCUCAUCAUAAAAAUUCAGAUCCCGAUUGCGAAUCAGACAAAAUUCACAACAAUAAUUUGUCAAUGAAACGCGAUCCGAAAAGUUUUCCAUCAAAUCUUAUAGCCGUAUCAAUCGCCGAGUGUCAAUUAAAUUAGCGCGCCAAUAUCGAGCGAGCUUCGAAGCCAAAGCCAAAGCCAGGCGCAACAGGUGCCGCUCUCCCGCUCUGCGUGUGCGUGCGUGCGUGAGUGCGUGAGUGUGUGUGCAGGUGUGUGAAACGCCAUUUUUUAAGUCAAGUGAAAACCAGCUCUAAAUUGUUUUUCAUAUAAAAAAGUGAAAGGUGGGCAAAAAGUGCAUCAAAUUGUUCGUUGAUCAUUUAUGAAUGAGCAAGGAAAAUAAAGUUAGAAAACUUUAAGCAGCUACAGAGAAUGGCUCGUGUGUGAGCGGUCACAAGGGGCAGCAGCAGCAACAGUAGCAGCCGCCGCAGAGGAAGGACAAUUUGUGGCGCGCACACACACAGAGAGCAACACAGCUGCAGACAUGGCAAACAUGGCGUAUGCGCAACGUGCAACUGCAACUGCAACAACAUGUGUUAUUUCAGUUUAUUUACUGAGCAAAUCGUGUCAAUUGAGCCAUACACGCUCCAAGGCACAGCAUAAUUGAAACUCUCUGCAAUUGCCAAUAUUCAAAAGAGAAAAAAAAAGGAAACAAAAAAGAAAUCAGAAAUUAAAUCAAAUUUAUUUAACGCCCCAAUUCGCCUCUGCAAACAUGUCCGAGUUUCGGUUCUUUUCGUACACCGACUUUGCUUUUCGAACGAAUCACUCGCAGAACCUGAUCAAUCUGCCCUUUACCCAAUACCAUGCGGCUGACAGCACGCAGGAGACGGAGCAGCCCGAUAUCGAGCUGAACGUGCCCUACACCGUCUUCGAGGUGCUCGUGGCCAUCAUCAGCAUCAUUGGCAACCUGAUGGUGAUCAUUGUCUUCCGGCGCGAGCGCAAGCUGCGCCGUCGCACCAACUACUACAUCGUCUCUUUGGCCAUGGCGGACUUCCUCGUUGGCUCGCUGGGCGUGCCCUUUGCCAUAUUGGCCUCGAUUGGUUUGCCCAAGAACCUGUACGCCUGCCUCUUCACCGUAUCGCUGCUGGUGGUGCUCUGCACCACAUCCAUCUUCUGCCUGGUGGCAGUCUCCGUGGAUCGCUACUGGGCCAUACUCUACCCGAUGGCCUACUCCCGCAAUGUGCGCACCCGCACAGCCAUUGUCAUCAUAUCCGUGUGCUGGCUGGCUGGCGCUAUUGUGGGCUUUCUGCCGCUCUUCGGCUGGCACGCGGAUGUGCCCCACAAUCAGACAUGCCUGUUCGUUGAGGUUAUGGACUACAACUAUCUGGUCUUUCUGUACUUUGCCACCAUCAUCACGCCGGCACUGCUCAUGCUGGCCUUCUACACGCACAUCUAUCGGGUGAUUAUCAAGCAGGUGCGCCAGAUUGUGACCAUGAAUCCCGCAUCGGAUCUAAGCCGACGCUCCUCCACCGCCCAGAUGCAGGUGACCACGCAAGGGCGCGGCGGCCACACAGGCACCAUGCUCCGCGUGCUGGGCGCAGCACGUAAACGGGACGUCAAGGCCACGCAGAAUCUGUCGAUCAUUGUGCUCUUCUUUAUGAUCUGCUGGAUACCGCUGUACACGAUCAACUGCAUCAAGGCCUUCUGUCCGAACUGCUAUGUGCAUCCCAAGCUGACGCUGUUCUGCAUCAUACUCUCCCACCUCAAUUCGGCUGUCAAUCCCGUGCUCUACGCCUACCACCUGAAGGACUUUCGCAUGGCACUGAAGAACCUCAUGCUGAGGCUGAUGGGCGUCGACAUCGAUCAGCAGGCGGAGGCCAUACAUCGCUUCUCGCUGGCCAGCCAGCACCGCUUACAGUCGAUGGACUCCACCAUGCGCACCACGCAACCGCGCAUGUAUGUGGGUGAGUACUCCCCCAUCUGGCUGCGCCAGCAGCAGGAGGCGCUCAAGAACUCUCAGCUGCUGCCCAAGUGCGGCGUGCUCACGCCCUGUGUGAACAACAUCAAUCAGACGGUGGCCGCUGCCGUGGCCGUCACCACGGACAUUGAGCGAGACAUGUGGAACAUUGUGGAGGCCUCCAGCGGCGCCGAGCUGGGCGAGAUUAGCUACGAGUUUCCCAGUGCCAAGCGGGAGAGCGAUCAUGAGAGCAGCGCCUCUGUCUCAGUGCCGGCGACUGCGCAGCCAGCAGCGCAGCCAGCGUCGCAGCAGCAGCGCUGCGACAGCGCCUUCUCGUACGACAACCAGAACUACUCGACGGGACCUGAAGACGGCAUCAGCCUGCCCGAUGAUCUGGACGACUAUGAGGAUGUGUUUGUGCCGCCGAGCGGCAAUAGCAACUACCAGGGCGUCGAUCCCGUCGAGCUGCGUCGAUCGUUGGCCUGUGUCAUGCGCGAGAAGUUGCGCAGCGACGACACCGACUACUACAGCCAACAGUGCGCACUGCAGGAUGCCCCCAGCGGUGAUCAGGAGCAGCCGUCGACGUUGGAACGAAUAAGACCCUGCUCCACGCGCACUUCCCCUAGCAACGGCGCACUGCCGCAGCAGCUGCGCGCCAAGCUGCUCGCCGGCAACUCAAACAGCGAUCACUGCCUGACCCUGCCCAGCACAGGUGCCAAUAGCGCCGGCAUCUAUGUCAUCGAUGGCGCCACGAAUCCGCUGUCGCCUGGCCACAAGCCGAAGUAUCGCAAGUCCACGGCACUGACGCGAAACUCGCGCAAGAAGAGUCGCUCCUGCAACUGCACCAACGAACAGAAGCAAGCCAGUCCCAGUGAAGUAAACAACUCAACAGCCGCCCAGCCCAAUCAUAAUCUCAGCACUAGACAUUCGGAGGAGUCGCCGGCAGUGCAGCCGAGUCACGAGCACUUCUUCAGUCCGCUAAAGUCGGUGGGCAGCUUCAUGCAGCAUUCCAAUCUCUUCAAUCUCUUCCAGCCGCACACAACGGCGGCCACAGCCUCAACGACGUUGAGCAUUGCGCCUGGCCCAGGCUCAGGGACAGGAGCAGGGGAAAGCGCUGUAGCUGGAUCCGGUGCUCCGGUGUUAACUGUGCCCAAUUCACGACUGACCGUUGGGCCAUUGACCUCCACGUCGGCCUCUUCGUCCUCGUCCCUAGUCGCUGCCAGCGUUGAGAGUUGACCAACGGUCAAUGCUCCUCCAGUGGCAGGCAAAGACUAGGCAAAUACUCGCAAGACAAAAGCUUUUAGCAUAAGUACCUAGUUUUCGAGUUUCAAACGACUCCAUCAUAGAUCAAUGCCUGGAACAGCCGGAAGCGGAAACGGAAACGGAAACGAAAGCAUUUCCAGCUCCAGAUGUUCCUACAGUUUCAGUUCGAUUUAGUGAAUCAUGAGCAUUUAUUUUCCAAUGUAAUUAUCUUUAUUUCUUUUGUUUAAUUAGUUAAUUGUUUGGAACUAAGCUUAAAGUCAAUUUUAAGUAAA
Molecule: messenger RNA, 3506 nt
Organism: Drosophila hydei
Lineage: Eukaryota; Metazoa; Arthropoda; Insecta; Diptera; Drosophilidae
Gene: AdoR
Exons: 5
Coding region: 787-3207 (806 amino acids)
Biological process (GO): G protein-coupled adenosine receptor signaling pathway; adenylate cyclase-activating G protein-coupled receptor signaling pathway
Cellular component (GO): membrane
Molecular function (GO): G protein-coupled receptor activity
Source: RefSeq, a predicted model, not a curated record